AUGGCCAAUACACCCCCUCUUCAUGAUAUCCGCAACUCAGCGGCAGACCAUGUAUUCCACAUCCUCGAACUUGCACGGCAGAUCGUGUAUGAGUUGGAACUCAAGGAUCUUUUCAGAGCAUUACCGCUCACUAAAGGCUUAUGGGAAAGCCGAGAAAUAUUACCAGAUGGUUUUUGGGCGGAACGUUUGAGACGUCUAGGCUAUCCGGACCAUGUUGUUCAGGAUACCUCACAAUGCCUGCGGACUAGCUAUAUUUCCAUAGCUCAAGCCGUUGAUGGUAUCAGCCGAUGUGUUAUGCCGGAGUCAAAUCGAAUCAAAAUGGAGCCGUUCCCAGGUUUCUCCUAUUCAUCGAACUGCGAAAACAGUAUGGUACCGCCAUUGAUAUCCCUGUCUUCUAAUUCUCUAAUGGGGCCACGGGAGGGCAAUCUGUAUACCCUCGACGGCAACGUUUUCAAGUUGUUGAAGACUGUGGUCGCACUACCAUUCAUCAGAGUGUGCGAAGGCCAUUCUGUUUUGACUCUAGGGCCAGACGGUUCUAUCAUUGCGCGGAAGUUAAAGGAUUGGUCGCUAAUAGCCCGAUUCGAGAGAUAUAUUCAUUUGAAUGGGAUCAUGGUCGAGAGAAUUUGGUUGGUUCUUGAGAAAUACCUCGUUGGCGUGUACAACCUACCUAUGGAAGAACAAGAGGACGAAGGUGCCGAAGGGGACGGUCAAUUUAAGGUCGAAAUUUGGAGUUACCAACAAGGCCUGAAAUGUGGACAGUCGAUCCUCUCCGGGCAGUUUUCUGGGUUCCACCACCUCUCACGUUUCUAUUCGAACGGGGAGUGCGAAUACAUCACAAUGAUGCCCCAUUACUCCCCUGAGCGAGUCAUAUCGUGGAGGCUCGACACCACCUCGGUUACCAUGUUUGACCACAGCCUAUCACCCGACCAACUCUGGGAGGGUCUUCACUUUCAGAUCGGCUACGGGGUCGUGAACGUGUUAGACAAAGACGGCAAAGUUUCACAUUAUUGGGCAGUAGACGGCAGAGAUGUAUCCAAACCAGUUGCCUCUAUGCUCGCAGAAUGUGCGUCUUACCAGACUCUCACGUUCUCCGACGGGUGUAGAGUGAAAUUGGCCAAAGAUUCGUGCGUGUACGAUAAAACGGGAAGACGCAUAAGAGGUCUUCUGGCACAGGACUCAGACAGAAGACGACGACGCCUGAAUGCCGUUCACCUUGCCGGAAGACCCCUGCCUACCAAGCAUGAUUUGUUGAAUUCUAUGUACCAGUGUGGUGGCAUAAUUUUCGACCGAUUCAUCUUGACUAUAUCUUUCCUUCCAUCUUCUUCGUUCGUCGAAUUCAGCGAGACGUUACUGAUCCUUUACUCGAAGGAAGGAGAUAUGUUGGGCGAGUGGAUGCUGGAAAGAGAAGAAAGAGAAAUUACUUGGUUUGUUGACAUCCUUGGGCGCUUGGUGGUUAUGUAUUCGAAGGCGGGUCGUUUGGAAGAAAUUGAGGUGCUGGAUUUCAGAGGGGACCUGUCUGAAUCUGCGAAAGAGGCAGCUGACUUCCAGGAACUUGUUACCUUUUCCUUCAGCGACGAAACAGUUUAG
Fusarium poae is the source of this 1587-nucleotide messenger RNA. RefSeq lists its product as uncharacterized. NCBI's taxonomy places the organism in Eukaryota, Fungi, Ascomycota, Sordariomycetes, Hypocreales, Nectriaceae. The transcript has a single exon. The coding region runs from base 1 to 1587 and encodes 528 amino acids. The record is from RefSeq and is a predicted model, not a curated record.